Molecule: messenger RNA, 3297 nt
Organism: Paracoccidioides brasiliensis Pb18
Exons: 2
Coding region: 1-3297 (1098 amino acids)
Molecular function (GO): protein binding
Source: RefSeq, a predicted model, not a curated record
AUGGAUCCGGUCUCCAUCGUUGGUGUCAUUGGAGGGGCCAUUCAGAUCACUACCCUAAUUACCAAAACGGUCCAUGGCCUCUCGACACUACACGGCAAAUACAGAAAUGCAGACUUCACACUCAAUUCCAUGAUUGUUGAGCUGCUGACAAUCAAGGCCGCCAUUUCUCAGCUUGAUGAAUUGGCCAAAUACAAUUCAAAUGGGACUCCAAAGCACCCUGAAUAUAUAGACGGGUUGGAUGUCGCCAUCGACGGCUGUACCGCUGUGAUGGAUGUUCUCUCCGAAGAGGUUGCGCAAUUGACACAAGCACCAUCGGAUGAUGAGGAAGCUCAACCUCUGCGCCUCUGCGCCAAGGUCAAAGUAUUGUGGAAUGAGGGCUUGAUGAAAGAGCACGCUCAGAGACUGCAUGCCCAGGUCCUUGCAUUGCAAUUACUUUUACAGGCAUGCUAUUGUCGCACAUCGUCAGAACAACUUAAACUCCUUCGAAGACAGGAAAACCGUAACAUUAUCAAAAGAGUUUCGGAUGACACUGCAACAUUACGCUCGUCAAUGAGCGCAGCAAAUUCUCGAACUGACGAAACUGCUAGCAGCAUUAGAGGAUCGUGCACUGGGGAUACUGUGUUUGAAUUUGAUCAGAUUCUCAUCAAUGAGGCCCCCUAUCGGCGUGCUAUGCUAAAAAGUCAACGGGAUACUAGAAGGCAUGUCGUGUUGCCGGAACGCCAUGAUUCUAGGUCGACUACAAUGUCCGGAACCGAUGAAGGAUAUGCGAGCGGGACAGCUAGAACAAGGACUCCAAACCGGACCCUGUCAAGCUACUUAAGCCCUACGAUUGGCGAGUCUAUUGGCGAGGACUCGUUGGGAGCCCAACCUUCCACCUCGGUACAACGUGAAGGCCACAUUUCAAGACGUCAAACUACCUCAUUCGGUCGAUCACUUUCUUUCAACAAUAAGGACAACGUACAACGCUCAAAGUCCGCCGCAUCGACUUCUAUACAAAAGUCCUCCGGAUCGACAACGGACAAACUUCGGUCUGCAUUGCGACGAUUAAAUACCACAAGCCGCGCUAACUUGAGCGUAAGGGCGUCUCCCAUCACAGGUGCUUCCCCAACUUCUGGAUCAGCGAAGCAACGUAGAAAUCGUGCCAGUGAAUCGAACAUUAGCAUUAACUUAACAUCGAUGGACAGUAUAAUGCCUCCCCUUAUUGUGAAAGCCGCCCAAUCUGGUGCGACGCUCGAAGUAGAAAAUUUCAUCAAAAACGGGGCAGACAUAGAAGCGCGCCAUGCCGAGACGGGACGAAACGCCCUGCUUGUUGCCGCACAUUGUGGCAAAGACGAUAUCGUUCGGCUGCUAAUCUACCAUAAUGCAAAUAUUGAUGUCCAAGAUGCGACACUAUCAACGCCUUUGCAUUUAGCAGCAUCGAGAGGUCAUACUGGUGUUCUACGUCUGCUUCUGGAAGAAGUCGCUGACGUGGACUUGAAAAAUACCAAUGGCAUGACAGCUUUUUGGCUUUCUGCAGCUUAUGGCCACACCGAAGCAGCUAGGAUGCUCCUUGCCCAUGGAUCCAAGAUUAAUACCCGAACCGCGGAUCAGAUGACGGCAUUACACGUUGCUGCCAAGAAUGGCGACAAGGAAAUAACUGCUCUUCUACUCCGCUAUGGAGCUGAUAUCGAAGCGAAAGAUGUAAAUAUGAUGGCUGCCAUUCAUCAUGCUUGCGAGGGAGGCCAUGUGGCAGUAUUAGAGUUGCUCAUCAACCAGAAGGCGAGCGUCGAAGUUGUUGGGGCCCACCAAAUGACUCCCCUGAUAUGUUCAGCAGCUACUGGUCACUUUCUAACUACCGAAUUCUUGCUUCGAAAGAAAGCACUUCCUCGGAGCAAAGAUGAACACGGUAUGAACGCAGUCCACUGGGCGGCUUUUAAUGGACAUACGGAAAUUGUUGAUCUCCUGCUUCAGAUGAAGGCGCCUAUCGGUUCACAGAAUUCUCAAGGACGAACCCCUCUGCAUCUAGCUACAAUGAAUAAGCAGUUUGCGGUUGUUGAAUUUCUGCUUCGCAAAAACGCUCCACAGGAAGUUAGAUGCCGUGAGGGAUUCACCUCCCUGCAUUAUGCUUGUAAUGCAAAUAGAAUAGAUUUCGUACGGCUUCUGGUGGCUUCGGGAGCCGAUAUAGAAGCACAGGUGGAUGGUCAUCAACACCGUCCGAUACAUAUUGCUGUCUCUCUUGGUUCUCUUCAACUGACCAGGUUUCUGUGUCAGAAAGGAGUCUUUGUUGAUUCGGUAGAUUCUGCAGGCAUUAGACCUCUUUGUAUCGCUUGCAGGCACGGGAAUAUUGAAAUCGCAGAAGAAUUACUUAGGUGUGGCGCCUUGGUGCGUAUGAACCUUGCUGAUAGGAUGUUUCAAGAUUCUCCGAUUUGCAUUGCCUCGGAAGUGGGACACGCGUCUAUCGUAUCUCUCCUGCUCGACAAUGGCUCAUCCCCAGUUGAGAAUGAUGAAAAGGGGUGGAAUCCAUUUCUCUAUGCUGCCCAUUACGGUCAUCCGCAGGUACUUGAGAUUCUCUUUAGCCACCACCGCCUAACUGUGGGUACUAGAGAAUUCCACAAGUUUAUUGAAAUGCGAUUUGCACACAACGUACCGAUAUCUCAGGAAAACAAAAAAAAUGUGGAGAACAUCAUUCAACAAGUGAGAGACGGCCGUCUGACACUUCCCCAAAUACACCAUUACGUUCCACACUCACCUUAUACCACCAUACCGGAUAUCAUCCAAAACCCAUGGCAGCCACAGGAUAUAUCAGCUACACCGAUGUAUGCUGUCCCCGUCCCACCCUUUCCAGUGCGCUCUUCAUCACCAGCAGAACUCGCAGACACCACUGCCAAGGACAUUCCCCAUCGGCACCCCGGAGAACAAGGAAGGACCCAUGACUCUGGAAGAACGACAACGUACCUAGAUGAUAACACAAUUCCACGCUUGAGGGGAGUAGGUGACACGGAGGCCAAUCUAACAAUACCAAUACCGACGCCGGGCCUAACUGAUCCAGAAAAUGAAACGCCUUCCCGUUUAGAGGCUCAUAGGUGCGUUGGAGCCGGAGAUGACGGUGAGAUUCCCAACUGUACAAAGGCUGUGGGUUCAAUGGCAAGAAAUCGGCCUGAACAAAUGCAACCUGAUGUUGGUAGAGAAUUAAUCGAUAGUGGCGAGGACGAUGAUGGUGUUUCAGAUACGGAUUCCAUAACUACUGUUUUCACAGCAUUAGAAUCUCCAGGAGGGCAACUGAGCCAGCGUAUCGAGAUUUUUGAACUGGAAGGGUAA